UUGAAAGUUUAAUAAUAUGCUGCUGUAAUGCCAAUUGACUAGGUAUCGAGCUCAUAGUAUGACACUAUUUUUUAUUGGUAACAUGUAUUUUUGAUGAGUGAUAGUCCCUUCUAAUUCCAUUUUUUUACAGAUUGGAUAAUUGUUGCCAAUAAUUGUGCAUUUGACAAGAAUCUCCAUGCCCUGACUCGACUUAUGAGUGACGGCUUAUGACUGUUCUAGUUCCAAGGACAGAGGUGCAUAUCUUCUCUGGAUUCAAGCAGAUCUGAAUUUUAAUUCAUGGAAAACCUCAUAGUUCAUGUGGUCACAUACAAUGUGGCUACCACAUUCCCAACUGCUGGACUAAACCUGUCAAGCUUGCUUGAUCUGGAAAACAAUGCUAGCCAAAAUAGACCAGACAUCUAUGUUAUUGGAUGUCAGGAGGUCAAAUCCCAGCCACAGAACAUGCUCUAUGACUCUCUCUUUGAUGAUCCAUGGUCAGCUUUAUUCAAACAGACGCUGGCACCGCUGGGGUACGUGAAGCUGCGCACGGUGCGCGUCCAGGGUAUCGUGCUCUCGGUUCUGGUACGCCGGAGACACCUGGUGGCCGUCCGACACACCGAGGAGCAGAUCGUGCGGCUCGGACUCGGUGGCAUGUGGGGUAACAAGGGCGCCGUGGCACUGCGUCUCUCCAUCAUGGGCGUGAACCUGUGCCUGGUGAACGCCCACCUGACGGCGCACGACCAUCUGUUGUCGGACCGGGUGCGCAACUACGGCGACAUAUUGGAGCAGGCCAACUUCCAGGACCCGGCCACCAGCAAACUGCUCUACCACGACUACCUGAUCUGGCUGGGUGACCUGAAUUUCCGCCUGGCGGCCGGGCCGGACGACGCAGCCGUACGGCAGAUGGCGUACGAACACGACCUGACGCCCCUGCUGGCACUGGACCAGCUGCGCGCCGCCCAGACCUCCGGCGAGGCCUUCUCCGAGCUCAGCGAGCCAACGCUCACCUUCAAACCCACCUAUAAACUGGUACCCCGCCGGCGCGGCGAGUACGCUCACAGCCGCCGGCCGGCCUGGACGGACCGUAUCCUGUACAAGGUGAACGAGGACGUGUACGAGGGAGCGCGCCUGUCGGCCGACCCUCUCAGCUACCAGAGCCACCCCGAGUACACCGGGUCGGAUCACUGUCCUGUGUCAGCCAGCUUCAGCGUUAAGGUGUUCUCGGGCCAGACGCCGCCCUGUGUGGAGUUCCUGCCCAUCUCUAUGUGGCUGAUCGGAGCCGACUGUGUGGCCAAGUACCGGGUUGAUCCGGCCCUGGAGACCUCCAGCUGGGACUGGAUCGCGCUGUUCAGGGCGGAUUUCGCUGGUCUGGACGAGUACAUAUCAUACAUCUGGGUGCCGCGCUCCAGCUCGUCCCCCAACUCGGACCACUUCGUCGCCGUCUUUCCAGAGGACAGCAUCACGGUGCCAGGUAACUACGUGCUGGCCUACUGCGGCCGUAACGGCGGCGGGGUGUACGGCGUCAGUGCGCCGUUCCCUGUCCGGUACGGCCACACAGCGCGACUGGCGGCGCUGGCGCUGGACGGCGCGCCGGCCGCCGAGCUGGAACGCCGCCCGCUGCUGGCGCGCGCAGCUCCCGAGCAGGCCCGCGAGGCGCUGGAGCUGGAACAGGAGCAGCAGGAGCAGGAGCGGGAGCAGCAGGAGCGGGAGCCGCUGCUGGAGGGACGGCCGGUGCUAGACGGUAACCCCGGCCCGGCCCGGGCGGCGGCCGGGGGUGGCGCGGCCGACAGCGAGGGAGAGACGGACGGGGUGCCUCGGAGACGGAUACCGGGCCCAGCGGCAGCGGCGGCGCCGGAGCCCCCUCCCGAGGACUGGGAGACCGUGGAGCGGCCCUCCAGUAAGGAGGAGUAGACGGUAGUGUUUGCCUUGGACAGAUUCCGAACCAGCAGCUUAGUCAGCGGCCGUCCGGUGUGUGUCAAAUGUGGUCAGGUUUGCAGCUCGGGUGAGUCGUGCUGGGGUUUAAAUUGGACCUGAUCACGGCACAUUGUUUGAUUAGCCAAUGAUGAUUGAAUGGUUCUCUCUGACAAGUGUAGGUAGUAGUUGAUGCAGCUGAACAAAAUGAACAUAGAUAGUUGUAGAACUCCCAUGACUGGAUAUAGCUCGUUGUUAUCACGAUCGAUGUAGCACUAUUUAUUUCUACUCUUAGCUGAGAUGCAUACUGUGUCAUGUGUGGAGAUGCAUAAUGUAUGAAUGCAUAAUGUGUAUCGGUGCCUUGCGCUUGGUGAUUGUCAUGGGCUUCCUGGAGAACUGCCGCGGCCGACUGCGUAGCUUUUCCGCUCGUCGUGAGCUUGUGUGGUGACCGUUUCAGCCGGCAAUACUGGAGAACUGUGCUCGCCACCGGUCUAACUAGUAACUACAGAAGUGGCCGCAGUCCCUCUCGCAUUCAGCGCAAUGUUUCAUCGGUGAGUUUAGCUAGUCUAGUCAUAAAACCGCCUUCCGGCUCCGUGGUCACUGCGCUGGAGUCAGCCGCCGUUAUCAUUAAACGAAGUCGCGUUUUUUUUUUAGUCACCUGAAGCGAAUGGAAUUGCCUUAUCACCCUGCUGUCCGGAUCAGGAUGGGGCGGGUGUUUAGUGCGCGAGUGGCUUCCAACUGAAUUAGUCAGAUUGUGGCAAUCCUUGUGGGGGCUUGCACUUGUUAUCAGAGGUGGUGGCGGCAUGUGAUCCUUUGGUGACCUUUCGAUGGGGCAGUUAUUUAGUGAGUGCUGUGAUGUGUUUUCGAGUAAUUUCCUGAAGGUCUGAUGCGUGAAGGUGUAAUUAACAGAGAACUUGUACUUACGAGAUUCAGGAUGUGCAAUUUAUCAAUGUCAACACAAACAUUCUGGACUAUCCGCACCUGUAUCGAAUGUUGCUAUGUUGUGCCGACGGUGGCGCCGGACGGCGGCAGCGGCAGUCUGCCGAAGCUCGUCCGUCUGUGAUUCUGUGCGGUGUCGGGGCGAGGCCGGACUAUCUGGGCCGUAAUUCAGCGUCCGUGUAACCCAACACGGCGCGCCGUGUCAACAUGAUGUCAGGCCUGGACGCUGGUGUCGACCGCUGGUGUCGGGCCCUGGUUUCGGCCCGCUGGUGAAGGGCGGCUGGUGACUGCCGUGUCGUUUGAAUGGUGCGGAGCUUAUCCGGGUGGAAAGGGAGUGUCUUAUGUAUGUGUGGCUCCGUCGUCCAGCUUUGCGGAAAAGACGGGUGACAUUUUGCAGAUUUUAUGUGAAACCUGUUCGUUUUACCUGGGAAUUCCGAUCAUACUGCCUGUACUGUUUAUGAGAAACAUGCCCUCAGUUCCCUGUAUGGCUAUGUUUGCGUUCUGACAGAGCGCCAUUGCACCUAACACACUC
Molecule: messenger RNA, 3361 nt
Organism: Amphibalanus amphitrite
Lineage: Eukaryota; Metazoa; Arthropoda; Thecostraca; Balanomorpha; Balanidae
Product: inositol polyphosphate 5-phosphatase K-like
Exons: 10
Coding region: 277-1890 (537 amino acids)
Biological process (GO): phosphatidylinositol dephosphorylation
Cellular component (GO): ruffle; plasma membrane; cytoplasm
Molecular function (GO): phosphatidylinositol-4,5-bisphosphate 5-phosphatase activity
Source: RefSeq, a predicted model, not a curated record